Messenger RNA from Ogataea philodendri, 3390 nucleotides. RefSeq lists its product as uncharacterized. Gene Ontology annotation, biological process: double-strand break repair via homologous recombination. Gene Ontology annotation, cellular component: site of double-strand break; nucleus; Smc5-Smc6 complex. Bases 1 to 3390 code for a protein of 1129 amino acids. Gene Ontology annotation, molecular function: single-stranded DNA binding; damaged DNA binding. The record is from RefSeq and is a predicted model, not a curated record. The transcript has a single exon. Lineage: Eukaryota; Fungi; Ascomycota; Pichiomycetes; Pichiales; Pichiaceae.
AUGAAGCGAUCCGCAGAGGAGCUGUUUGAGGUCCAAAAUUUACGCUCGUCGUCAACAAGCGUGGAAACAGAGACCGCUAGUCUUGCGGAGGCGGUUGACUCGAUCAACACGGCCAGUUCUGCAGACCAAAUAGCGGUGCAGGACUCCCAGAUCGAUGUUAACCAGCAGUUCACUCAAAACGUGACGCGGCAGCUCAAGCGACGUCGCGUGCUGGGAUUGAUGACCCAGGCCCAUAAUUCUGAUCUGAGUGAGGUUGAUGGCAGUCCUGCCAAGGCAGGAAUCAUUCUGAAGCUCGAGCUGCACAACUUCAUGUGUCACGCGGCCUUCAAGCUAGAGUUUGGUGAACAGACAAACUUUAUCAUUGGACGAAACGGUUCCGGUAAGUCGGCUAUUCUCACAGGGAUAUCUGUUGCACUGGGAGCCAAGGCCAGCGACACAGAUCGAGGAAACUCGCUCAAAGGUCUUAUAAUGCACGGCAAAAACGUUGCACGAGCGAGCGUCACGUUCAAAAACGAGGGAACUGAAGCGUAUAGACCGGACGAAUACGGAAAGACGAUCAUAAUUGAACGGGUGAUCAAAGCAGACUCGAGUCCCUCGUGUCAAAUUAAAGAUGAGUCUGGACGCGUGCGAUCUACAAAGAAACAAACCAUUGACGAUAUCCUGGAUUAUUACGGUAUAACCAUUGCCAACCCAAUGACGAUUCUUACGCAAACAGAGGCAAAGACCUUUUUGGCGCAUUCUAGCGAUGAAGGAAAGUUCCGUUAUUUCAUGGAGGGCACGAGACUCCAAGAGACGUUCAACAACGUUCAGGAACUACAAAAAGACGUGAACGAAAUCAAGCAGAAACUAUCUAGCGACGAGGAGAUAUUUCAGCAGUCAAAAGAGAAGUUGGACCAGACACUUGAGCUCUGGAACAAUUUCAAGAACUCGGAUGAGUUCAAAAGACAGCAGGAUUUACUAUCUGGUAAGAGAUUGUGGCUCGAAGUGGUGAACAAAGAGGAACAAUUGAGGCUAGCCAAGAACCUUCUUGAUGAGCGUCGUGCUGAAGUUGACAAUUUUGACAAGUUUGUCGAGGAAACGGAAAACUCUAUACGGAAUUAUCAAGCAGAGAAGGACGAAAAAGCACAGAAACUUUUAGAUCUUGACGAGACCUUGCAAAACAAAGACAUCGAAAAGGAGAGUAUGAAAGAGGAGCUGAAAAAGACUCAGGAAUCUCUCAAACAGAUUCAGUUGAAGCAAGCGUCGAUCCAAAACGAAAUCACUGCAGACGAAGCUACUCUAGAGAAUGUCGAGAGCCAGAUCAACCUGGAAAAGAAUCGGCUUGACUCUGAUACCAGUGCCACUUUUGGCAAUCUACAAAACUUGAAAGCCAAGCAGAAAGAGGAAAUGGCUGAGCACCGUACCCGCGUGAACGAGCUCACAGCGGCUGCAGAAGAAUUGAAGUUGCAAAAGAGCGAUUUGAGCGAGAGUUACCGUCGUGAAGCCAAUGAAAUCAAACAAGAGUUGAGUACUUUGGAGCAGAGCAAAGCACAAUUUAAUAACAAACAGGGUAGUCGACUGGACUGUUUUGGUGUUGGCGUUGUUCGGUUGCUUAAAGAGCUGGGGUCGAGCACAAACAGAUACAAAGGCCGCAUCACAGGUCCUCUUGGAAUGAAGUUCUCUCUGAAAUCAGAGUACGAGAAAUGGGGGUGGGUUUUGGAGAUUCUCCUACAAAGACAACUGGGAAGUUUCCUGGUGGAGAACUUUUCCGAUUCCAGUAUUCUUCGGGAUAGAAUGAAGUUCUAUCAGGUUCAUAGCGACAUCACUGUGCGCAAAGCAGAGGUGUUUGAUUACUCGCACAGUGUUCCUAGAGGAAACCAUUUGAAAAUGGUGGAUGCUCUUUCGUUUUCAGACAAGACCGUCGAAUGUGUUUUGGUGGAUACGAAUCGAAUCCACACCACUUUGCUCAUUGAAAACCGUACGGAUGCUGAGCAGGUGCUGUUGAACGAUCACGAAAACAAAAUCUCAGCUGUGAUUUGUCUGAUCCAAGGGGGUGCUUUGCGGAUCUCCAAGAGAAAUAACCGUUUGCAGACCGAUCCAAUUACUUCUUUCAAAAAUCGUGGAUGGAUCACGCUUCAUCGUACCGGUGACUCUGAAAACCCAGCUUCACAGUAUGACAGACAGCUUCGUGAAGCCAACGAGAGACUCAGAGCCGCAGAUGCUAGAUGGAAGCAGGCGGACAAGAAGAUCGAAGACGAGUUACAGGCUUCUAAGAACGAAAUUAAGGAGCUUCGUGCCCGUAUAUCUGUGUUGACCAAAGCAUCUGGUAAGAUUGACAUGAAACUAGAAGAACUUCAAAGCGGUACCGGUAAGCUCGAAUCGUACGAAGAGGAUCGGGAACGUUUGAGGGGCCAGAUCCAGCUGAAUGUGGAUAGAAUCAAGGGGUACAAGGCUGAGUCGGAGACGUUGAAAUCUGAGUACCAAAAGGUUAGAGACAAGUUCACUGCUGCUGGCCACCAAAUUAAAAGCAUACAGAGACAAAAGGCUGAGCUCUCUGAUAGCAUAGAGCAAUUGAAGGACCAGAUUGGAGAGUCGCGCGACAGCGUUAGAAUGAACCAAAUGAAGAUCGGCAAGUACAAAAACGAUGUGUCGAAGCUGGACGAUUUCGUCAACAUGCAGCUUCCUCCGGUGAUCGAAACCCUGGCCACGAAUGCUGGAUCGCACUGUUCUCGAGAAGAGGCAGACUUGCAACAGGGUGACACGAUCGAGAAAGUCGAUGCUCAGAUUGAAGCUAUUGCUAAGACCUUGUCGAAGAUCGAGCAGGAUGUUGGUGUCAGUAGAGACCAGGCCAAGCUGAACGUGAUCAAAGCACACGACGCUUACAACGACAUCAAGAAAAAGUACGAUGAGUCUGUCAAGUUGCACAACCACUUGGCCUCCUCUCUACAGGCGCGGCUUGAGAACCUUACUGCUACUGCCAGUUUGCUGAUCCAGGAGGUGAACAGUGUUUUCGAGUCUGCUCUCCGGUUGCGAGGAUUCACUGGAAAGAUCGACUUCGACUUUGCCAAAGCGCGGCUGGUGCUGAGAGUCUCUACAAAGCCUAGCGAGCGAUUAAGGAACGUGGAGUCCUUUUCCGGUGGAGAGAAGUCGUUUGCGCAGAUUGCGUUUUUGCUGGCCAUUUGGAAGCCGAUGCAGUCCAAAGUCCGUGGCUUGGACGAGUUUGAUGUGUUUAUGGACCAGGUGAACAGAAGGCUGGCCUUGAAGCUGAUUCUGCAGAAGGUUGGAGAGAAUCCAAAGACCCAAACGAUCUUCAUUACUCCGCUGCAAAUCACCCAGGUGGACGGUCUGGACCAAUCGUCAGUCCACAUCCACGAAAUUACACCGCCUGAACGAAAUAUCCAAGAAAAUUAA